AUGGGGUGCCGCCGGCUCGCUAGGAGCUGGUCGGGGUCGGAUGGCCCCUGCGGCAAAGGCGGUGCUCGUGUUGACGGGGACCUCGACGUAGCACGUAAGAAAGAAGUAACAGGGAAAUUAAUUACUCUUUUGGUCUCUGGUCUGUUUACUAAUCAUUGGUAUUUAAAUAGGUGGCUGAAUCCAUUAUUUAUUAUUGGCCACAAACGGAAACUUGAAGAAGAUGAUAUGUACAAAGUACUGCCAGAAGAUUCCUCUAAGAAACUUGGGGAGGACUUACAGUGGUACUGGGAUAAAGAGGUGCAAAAAGCAAAAAAGAGAGGAAAAACACCCCAUUUGACAAAAGCUAUUAUUCUUUGUUACUGGAAAUCCUAUUUAGUUCUUGGAAUUUUCACAAUGAUUGAGGAAACCCUCAAGAUAGUUCAGCCAAUAUUUUUGGGAAAAAUUAUUAGUUAUUUUGAAAACUAUGAUGCCUCAGAUGAGGUGGCUUUGAAUAUUGCAUAUUGCUACGCAGCUGCUCUGUCUGUGUGCACACUCAUUCUAGCUAUAAUGCACCACUUAUACUUCUAUCAUGUACAGCGGGCUGGCAUGAAGCUAAGAGUGGCUAUGUGUCAUAUGAUUUAUCGGAAGGCACUUCGUCUCAGUAAUGUAGCUAUGGCAAAAACUACCACUGGACAAAUAGUAAAUCUUCUCUCAAAUGAUGUGAACAAAUUUGAUCAGGUAACAAUUUUCUUGCACUUCUUGUGGGCUGGACCAAUUCAAGCUGUAGCAGUAACAGUACUUCUCUGGAUGGAAAUAGGCCCAUCAUGUCUUGCAGGAAUGGCGGUACUGAUUAUUCUUCUGCCUAUACAAACCUGCAUUGGGAGGCUUUUUUCUUCUUUAAGGAGCAAGACAGCAGCCUUUACAGAUGUCAGGAUUAGGACCAUGAAUGAAGUCAUAAGUGGUAUGAAGAUAAUAAAGAUGUAUGCGUGGGAAAAAUCAUUUGCGGAACUUGUGAGUGGUUUGAGAAGGAAGGAGAUUGCCAUGGUUUUGAAAAGCUCCUACCUUCGAGGAUUGAACUUAGCCUCUUUCUUUGUGGCAAGCAAAAUAACAGUGUUCAUGACUUUCAUGGCAUAUGUACUACUUGGCAAUGUUAUCUCUGCAAGUCGGGUGUUUGUUGCAGUGUCCCUGUAUGGCGCAGUCAGACUGACAGUAACUCUGUUCUUCCCUUCGGCUGUUGAGAGAGUAUCCGAGGCAGUGGUUAGCAUACGGCGAAUCAAGAACUUCCUGAUACUUGAUGAGGUCUCACAUUUCAAACCACAACUGCAUGAUAAUAAUGAGAAUGUCAUUCUUCAUGUUCAGGAUUUGACUUGCUACUGGGAUAAGAGUUUAGAAAGCCCAGCACUCCAACAGCUUUCAUUUACCGUCAGACAAGGGGAAUUACUGGCUGUGAUCGGUCCUGUGGGAGCUGGAAAAUCUUCACUCCUAAGCGCUGUGCUUGGUGAGCUGCCUAAGGAGAAAGGUUUGAUAAAUGUUUCUGGAAGAAUUGCCUAUGUUUCUCAGCAGCCUUGGGUGUUUUCUGGUACUGUAAGAAGUAACAUACUGUUUGACAAGGAGUAUGAGAGAGAAAAAUACGAAAAAGUUUUAAAAGUCUGUGCUCUCAAAAAGGACUUGGACUUACUAGCAAACGGUGACCUAACAGUUAUAGGAGAUCGUGGAGCUACGCUGAGUGGGGGACAGAAGGCCCGUGUAAAUCUGGCCAGAGCUGUAUAUCAGGAUGCAGAUAUCUAUCUUUUGGAUGAUCCACUGAGUGCAGUAGAUUCUGAAGUUGGAAGACAUUUGUUUGAAAAGUGUAUUUGUCAGGCUUUACAUCAGAAGAUCUGUGUUUUGGUGACUCACCAGUUGCAAUAUCUCCGUGCUGCAACUCAGAUUCUAAUACUAAAAGAUGGUAAAAUGGUGGGAAAAGGGACCUAUUCAGAGUUCCUGAGGUCUGGCAUCGACUUUGCUUCCCUUCUGAAAAAAGAGGAGGAGGCAGAACAGCCAUCAGUUCCAGGCACCCCCAACCUGAAGUCCUCCCGGAGCCGUACCUUUUCAGAGUCCUCUGUCUGGUCCCAGGAUUCUUCUGUCCACUCAGUGAAAGAUGGAGCAGUGGAGCAGCCACCUGUGAGUACUCAGAGAACAGAAACAUCACAAUUCUUGUUUGGCUGUGUUGGUUUUUUGUUUGUUUGUUUGUUUGUUUGUUUUUAA
Meleagris gallopavo (turkey) is the source of this 2223-nucleotide messenger RNA. The record is from RefSeq and is a predicted model, not a curated record. Lineage: Eukaryota; Metazoa; Chordata; Aves; Galliformes; Phasianidae.